Panonychus citri (citrus red mite) is the source of this 3779-nucleotide messenger RNA. RefSeq names its product carnitine O-palmitoyltransferase 1, liver isoform-like (gene whd). The transcript has 10 exons. Gene Ontology annotation, cellular component: mitochondrion. The record is from RefSeq and is a predicted model, not a curated record. Gene Ontology annotation, molecular function: carnitine O-palmitoyltransferase activity. Gene Ontology annotation, biological process: fatty acid metabolic process; carnitine metabolic process. NCBI's taxonomy places the organism in Eukaryota, Metazoa, Arthropoda, Arachnida, Trombidiformes, Tetranychidae. The coding region runs from base 217 to 2538 and encodes 773 amino acids.
AUGAGGUUUAAUUCAAUUGUCUUUAGAUUGUCCUCUUAAUUUGACUAUUCGUAAAUUGUUGAUUCUUCAUUUGGUUGGAAACUAGUGAUUGUGAUUAACUGUUGUUCAUGUAAACCCUUCAUUCACCUUUGGGUUUUGACUUGUGAUGUGUUUUUGGUUAACUGGACCUUAGAAAUUGUUUUUCUUCUCUUUAACUGCAAACGUUCCAUUUGAAUCAUGGCUGAAGCCCAUCAAGCUGUGGCUUUCAGUUUCCAAAUUACCCAUGAAGGUGUUCACAUUAACUAUGACACUGAGAUUCUUAAUAUUGUUUGGACCAGUGGUGUACGAUCUUACCGGAAGCGAUUCACACGUUCACUGAAUAAUAUUAAAAAUGGUGUCUUUCCAUCGUCGCUUGAAUUUCUAGCUGCUAUUCUCGUACUGGUAACAGCAUGUCACUCGCUGUUGCAGAUCGAUCCAAGUUUCGGUUUCAUCAAUUUCGCCAGCUCUCAUUUUCCUAUUACGUCACUUGUGACAGUUUUAAAUUUACCUGAUAAUGGUCGUAGUUUAUUGGCCUGUUUUGUUUAUGGUGUUGCUGUUUGGGUCGCCAAAGCCAUGAUUAUGAAGUAUACAUUAAAAUGUUUACUAAUUUACAAAGGAUGGAUGUAUGAAUCUCAUGGAUCAGGUCCAUCUCUUUCUUCUAGUAUAUGGGUUUUCCUAAUGAAAAUGUUGACCAUUAAAAGGCCACUAUUAUAUUCCUACCAAGGAGCAUUACCAAGGUUACCUUUACCCUCUGUGGGCGAAACAAUUGACCGAUACCUUAGAUCUAUUCAAGCUUUGUGUGAUGACGAUGAGGAUUACCAAAGAAAAACUAAAUUAGCUUAUGAAUUUCGUGAUGGUAUUGCCAGAAAAUUACAGAAAUAUCUUAUUUUCAAGUCAUGGUGGGCAAGUAAUUAUGUAUCUGAUUGGUGGGAAGAAUAUGUUUACCUUCGAAGCCGAUCACCCCUCAUGAUUAAUUCAAAUUUCUAUGGAAUUGAUACUCUAUUUGAGACUCCAACGUCCAGUCAAACAUCACGAGCUGCAAAUCUUGUUUACUCUUGUCUUAUUUUCCGCAGGCUUAUUGAUCGUCAAGAAUUGAAACCAAUUAUGCUUCAAGGUUUAGUUCCUCUUUGCUCAUGGCAAUAUGAAAGACUAUUCAAUACAACUCGUCUCCCUGGUAUUGAAACUGAUAAAUUGGUUCAUUAUUCAGACUCUCAGCACAUCGUUGUUCUGAGUAAGGGUAAAUAUUACAAAGUUAAUAUCUAUUUUAAAGGACGUCUUCUUUUACCUCGGGAGAUUGAAUCUAUUCUUGAUAAGAUUGUUGCCGAUGAUAGUCCAGCCUUAAGAGGUGAAGAGCAUCUUAGUGUUGUCACUGCUGUUGACCGAGUUUCCUGGUCACAGACAAGAGACAAAUUUUUUUCAAGAGGAAUCAACAAAUCGUCACUUGAUGCUAUUGAAAAAUCUGCUUUUGUGUUAAUAUUGGAUGAUGUUGACUUUGAAUUUGACGAAAAGGAUCCAACCAAAUUGGACAGUUAUGGUCAAACUUUACUGCAUGGUCGUGGCUACGAUAGAUGGUAUGAUAAAUCAUUUGAUUUAAUUGUUGGUCGAAAUGGUCGAGCUGGUUUCAAUGCUGAACACUCUUGGGCUGAUGCUCCCAUAAUGGCUCAUCUUUGGGAAUUUAUCUUAGCUUAUGAUCACGCUAAUCUGGGCUACGAUGAAAGUGGUCGUUGUAAAGUCGGUAAUGGUUUUCAGCCUCCAGCAGGUACUCGAUUAAAAUGGGAAUUUCCUUUAGAACUGUGCCAAACAAUUGAUAAAUAUGUUAUCACAGCUCAAAAGUUGGUUGUUGAUGUUGAUUUGAAAUUGAUUAUGUUCCAAGAAUACGGUAAAGGCUUCAUGAAGAAAAACAGAGUCUCACCUGAUGCUUACAUUCAAAUGGCAUUGCAAUUAGCUUAUUUCAGGGAUUCAGGUAAAUUCUCACUCACCUAUGAAGCUUCAAUGACCAGAUUAUUCCGUGAGGGUAGAACCGAAACAGUUCGACCAGUAACAAUUGAAUCUGCGGCAUGGGUCAGAUCGAUGAAUGACCAAACCAAAACGAAAGAGGAUCGAAUCGCUUUGCUUAAACAUGCAUGUCAAAGACAUCAAAUUGGUUAUCAAAAUGCUAUGUGUGGCAAAGGAAUUGAUAGACAUCUAUUUUGUUUAUAUGUUAUUAGUAAAUAUUUGGAGAUUGAUUCACCUUUUCUCAAAGAGGUUUUAUCUGAACCUUGGAAAUUAUCAACAAGUCAAACUCCUCAUGGCCAAGCUGGUCUUCUCGAUCUAAAGAAAUAUCCAAAUCACAUUUCAGCUGGAGGAGGUUUCGGUCCAGUGGCUGAUGAUGGUUACGGUGUCAGCUACAUCAUCGCUGGAGAAGAUAAAAUUUUCUUCCACAUAAGCUCAAAGGAAAGUUCAACUGCCACAGAUUCUCUGAGAUUCGCCAAGAAUAUAAUGCAAUCUCUUCGAGAUAUGAGAGAACUUUUAACUAGAUAAAAGUUGAUCGCCAUUUUGCAGGAUUAAGUGAAUUCUUCAAUCGAAUAAAAUAUUCAAAUUGACCAAUAACAAAGAAGAUAAAUGACCAAAAUGGAUAAAUGAAAAAGUCCAACGAAAAAGCAACGUUAAACUGUAUCGGAUGUUCAACUUUACAUUGUGAUCAAAUCAUUUCGGAGACAUUUUAGCUAAUUAACUAAUGUGAAUAAUUAAUCUACAAUUAUUUAUACAACAAUCUACAAAGUAUCAACACUAACUAUCAAUUAGUGCCUUUAAUGGUUAUCAUGUGUGUCUUAUCUGAUACAUUUCCAACACAAAUGAACAAAAAUGGUUACGUUAAACAGCAAACAAUUACAACAUCAACAAUUAAGAAUCAUGACCUUCUUCCUGAAUACAUUUUCAUCUACCGUUAAUUAUUGAAUCAACAUCCAAUAAUUUUUUAAUCUAAACUGUGUUACGAUUAUAACAAUCAAUCAACACCAUCACCAACCAAUCAACAACAUCAGCAAAAAUUAAUCAAAAACAUAAAGGGCAACUACAAUUCACCAUUUGAAGAUUUGAUUUGAUUUGAUUUUGAAUGUUGUGAAUGAUUAGAAUACGAUUAUUUAAUCAAUGAGGACCAAUUCACAGUUUUAAUUGAAAGACUUGAUUAUCAAGUAACAGAAAAUUUUCUCAAGAUUCAGGUCAAAGUUUACUUUUCAUGUUCACCUGGAAAAGUUGAUUUGACAACAAACUGUUGUUUAUGUUUAUGUUUACCUGUUGAUUAUUUUUUUGUUUAUUAUUUAAGGUCAAUCAGUUUCUGCUCUCAUUUGUCCCUCUACCUUUAAGUUUUUUUAUAUAUAAAAAUUAAGUUGAUGAUAUGAAAAUAAUGUUGAUACUUGAUUAUGUUUGUGUGUAAAGUUAUCAACCUAAUAGACUUUGAUUUAAUUAGUUGCGAUUGAUUAUCAAUAAUUGAUUAUUCAACAAUAACAUUCAGAAAGUAAACAAACUUGAACAUCUUUUUAAAGGUGAAAAGUCAAUACAACAUGUAAAUAACAAAGUACAUAUAAAUAAUUAACUAAUUAACAAUUUACCUCGAGCUUAAUUGUGAGAGCCUUUCAUGAGUUUAUAUUUUGUAUUCAUCACUUUUCAUACUUAAAACAAAAUAUUUACCAAAUUUAUUAUAUAAUGUAUUCAAUUAACUAAUUGACAGAGUUUUUGAUCAUUGAAGAAAUUAAAGUUUGAUAAAAAUUUAAACCAAUCGA